Molecule: messenger RNA, 1484 nt
Organism: Cinara cedri
Lineage: Eukaryota; Metazoa; Arthropoda; Insecta; Hemiptera; Aphididae
Source: the annotation of a GenBank genome assembly
AACGGACCGACACGCGAACCGGCUGGUAGGCUUCAACCGCCGACAAAAGUUUAAACAAUUUCGUACGCUCUCGCUCGAAACGCCGCAUCGUCAAUACGCCGACUUUGCCGGUGCGCACAGUACAAUAGAUAGGCGCGCUUGUAUUAUCGCCGACCCGAUAUUCGUCCCGAUCGUUUCAACCGGUUGACGCAGCCCGCAGCAAUGGGGCUCGUGUACGACGUGAUUUUCAACCGGGGCGACGUUUCCGAGAGUCACGGCGCCGCGGACGACCACGCCGCGCAGCCCGAAUGGGUGUUGGACCACCGGGACGGCGGUACGCUCGUCUGGCGGCGGUACGACCGCGACGUGCGGCCGGCCCGCCGGAGACGCGUCGAGUUCCUGGACGCCGUCCAGGUGCACGUUUUCGAACGGGACGACUACGGCGGCGGCGGCGGCGGCGGCCGUUUCGACAACGACUACGACGACUACGACGACUACGACGGCUACGGCGACUGCGACGGCGACGGCGGCAAAGACGCCGACUACUCCAAGGCGCUGUUCUACCGGGACGACCGGCACGACGGCCCGGUGCUGAUCGUCGUGUCCGUUACCGUGCUGGGACUGUGCGUCGGUCUCGCUUUCCUGUUCGCGCCCGUCAGAUGGCUGUUCCACCAGCUGCUCGUCGGCUGAUACCCCGACGUUAUCGUUGUUAAUAUUAUCGUAUGCAGGGCAAUACUCAAAACGCGCGAAACGUAUCGUUUCAUAUUAUUAUAGGAUUUUUUUUUUUUUUUUUUAUUUUAUUUUAUAGAAUUUUUAAACAUUAUGUUUCUUUUUUUUUUCGUUACUCCUAUUUUUAGUGUUAUUUAUUUUUAAUAUUUUAUUAUUGUCGUAACAUCAUACGGAUAGGAUUUUUACGUUUUUUUCCGUUCGCAUUCGUCCGUUUUCGACGGGAAAGCGGAACGGAUUACGACCAUACGCCUCUCCCUCCCCCCCGACCGUGGAUUUUUACAAUGGUUUCUAGACUUCGUUUGCCACCGCAGUUGCAGUUUUGGCUGUGAUCCGAUCUAUCCGGCGGGCCCGGCGUUUUUAAAAUCGUUUUCGCCGUCAUUUUCCGUCCGAGUCCGUCAUGUGUUUACGCGUGAUUUUUACCUAUGUAUUGAUGAUAACCGCCGCGGACGAACCGAACGGAAUAUUCUUCGGUGCCCCGUGGGGAAGGAAAGAGUCGAAGGAAAUCCCGCGCCGUCGUCUCGCACGGUUAUUGGAAGAAAAAAAAAAAACAAAAAUCGACUCGGACCCGCGGGGACCGAAGAACAUUUAUUCGCGUCCGCGACGCCCGAUAUAAUUAUAUUGUAUAUUGUUACAUUAUAUGUUAUAUUGUAUAAGACUGAUGAAUAUGCAAAUAAAAAUACAAAGAAGGCCCGUUGCGUAUACACUGUUGUAUUCGUACGGGCCCUUCUUAACGUGUUGUACUAAAUAAUCGAAACUAGUUUUGUUGUUUAUUUUUU